Molecule: messenger RNA, 3431 nt
Organism: Loa loa (African eye worm)
Lineage: Eukaryota; Metazoa; Nematoda; Chromadorea; Rhabditida; Onchocercidae
Product: type III restriction enzyme
Exons: 22
Coding region: 124-3222 (1032 amino acids)
Cellular component (GO): cytoplasm
Molecular function (GO): ATP binding; nucleic acid binding
Source: RefSeq, a predicted model, not a curated record
UUGCAGUUUUUUACCUGAGAGUGUAUAAAGCGGUACUCGUCGAAAAGGGUGGAUACAUCACGAAGUGAAUCAACAUCUGAUCGUAACAACUACGUCUCUUUCAUUCGGGAGAUAACUCAGACGAUGGAUAAGUCAUUCCAACAAAAUCUCAGCGAUGACGAGUUCUCCAAAUUAAUGAUAAGUGAUGAAGGAUUUCGUUUGGGACAUUUAAGGCUUUACAAAGCAGAAUUACUGGAAUCAGUUGACACUGUUGAAAAGUUGCAACAGUUUCGCCAAUUUUUCGAUGACCCAAGAUGUUUUGCUCGGCUUUUGGAUUUGUUCAAGGACGAUUCUAAUAAAAAAAUGGCACUAAAUUAUUUCUGGCGUCGGAUACGCUUCAAUCGUGAGGCCAUGGAUCGUAUACUCUUUAUGGCCACUAAAGAUAACAAAGCUCUCCUUGAUUUGAUUCAUGAAAGUAUACCAGCGAGAUCAUUGGAGUUUUAUCGUAAAAUGUUCUAUGAAGAUACGAAAAGAAUGGAUAAAAUUACAACGACAAUUGAACCGCUACCAAUCUGUGCGAAGUUAAAAGAUGUGGGCUAUGAAUCCAUUAAGAAUGUCGUGCGGGAAAUGAUGAAAACUAAAAAGUAUGAAGAAGCAGCAUGUUAUCUGAUGAGGAGCCUACCGAAAGUAGGAAGUUUGGAGAGUCAACCAUCUAGUUGGUAUUUCGAUUUUUUAAACGCAUGCCUUGUUGACAGUGCUAAUCGUUCAAUACCUGAAUUUAUUGAUCCUGAUUACAAGAUCCACUUGGAUGCCUACAAUACACAGUGUCGAAUCUUGAAGAUAUCUCAAAAUAAGUCGGGACUACAAAACGAGUUACCAAACACUGUGAAAGAGCUAGAAGAACCAGAGAAACCGGAAAGUCGCACCCAAGAACAUUACAAGAAAUAUCGGAUGAAAGCAUUUAGUGAUGAAAAAUUGGAACGCUUGGAAGAUGCAGAAUCGAUUGAAUUGCGACCAUAUCAGCAGGAACUGGUGGCGACUGCAUGUCGAGGGGUGAACACAAUCAUCUGUGCUCCAACUGGUUCGGGAAAAACUGUUGUAGCUGCACAUAUCAUCCUGGAACAUUUUCGUACUAUGAAAGCUGCAGAUAAACCUUCCAGGGUAGCGAUCCUUGUGCCAACAAUUCCGCUUGUAGAACAACAGUGUAUAAUGUUGAAUCGUUACUUGCGAAAAACGUUCUGGGUCGACGGUAUGAGUGGAAGUGAACCAGUCGAUGAGAAUGGACGUGCUCCAAAUGUUUUAGCAAGUCAUGUAACCGUUUUCACACCCCAAAUUUUCAUAAAUUUGUUAAGAAGUAUACGUCGAGAUGAUCGUUUGUACUUCACCGAUUUCUCGAUGUUUAUAUUUGAUGAAUGCCAUCAUUGCGACGGAGACCAUCCAUAUCACGUUCUGAUGCGAAUGUUGCACAGAUUUGAUGGGCCAAAGCCACAAAUUGUUGGUUUAACUGCUUCUCUUCCACUUGGUGCGGGACGUGCAAAUGUUGAAGCAGCACUUGAUCAUAUGAUGGAUUUAUGCGCCAAACUCUCUGCUCAUUCUAUCAGUACGGUUCGAAAACAUAUGGAAAAUCUUCGUUAUUUUGUGAAACCGCCUGUCGAUGACAUAAAACGCGCUCAUCGGCCUGAGUACGACAGUUUCUGUCAAUCAUUAGAAAUCUGUAUGAGGAAAAUUGAAUUUGCUGCAAAGCCAGAACUUGAAAAAAUAGCCGAAAAUAAAGUUAUUAAUUUUAGAGUGGAGGAAACUGCAUUUCCGGUACAGAAGAGUUCAAUGCGUUACGAGAACUUUGUUGGAGGCUUGAAAAAUCGUUUAGCGGAGUUACCUGGUGGUAAAGUGAAGCAUCAGUUAAUCAAAAUGCUUGAACAUCUUGGGUAUUAUUAUCGUGCUCUCUGCUUGAGCGAUUUACUGCCGAAUUGGUAUGCUUACAGUUAUUUACGUGAAAAUAUGGCAAAAGAAAUUUUUCCGGAUAGAAGGGAUAGUACAACUAUUCAGAAUCAAUUGAAGAAACUUUUCGAAAAAUUUGUGAAACCAAAUGAACUAAAUUUCAAGGAAAGUGACUCAGGUGAAGAAAAAGAAAUCUUGAAAAUGCUGCAUACUAUUUUGCGUGAACAGUACGUUUCGGAUCCAGCAUCCAGGACUAUAAUUUUUGUGACGACACGUAGACUGGCCCAGUAUCUAUCACACCAUUUGAAUACUGUCAAAAUUGUUGAUGGAACAAAUCGUGCGGUUGGAUUCGUUACCAGUUCAAAUCGAUCAUCCGCCUUGAGUGGUCAGACGGCUGAAGAGCAACGAACAGUGAUUGAGAAUUUCAAUCAGGGCACUUUGAAGGUUUUGGUGGCCACAUCAGUUGCUGAGGAAGGUUUGGACAUUUCUGCAUGUAAUCUGAUCAUCAAAUACAACAACACAGGUUCCGAGAGAUCACUGAUUCAGAGAAGGGGUCGAGCUCGAGCGAGACAUAGUAGAUCAAUUUUGUUAGCUUUAGAUGGUUCUAUAGAAGAAAAGGAGUUAGAAAACAUUCAGAAAGAACAUUUAAUGAGACGCUGUCUGGAACAUAUGCAAACAAAAUCGGAAAACCAGAUGAAGCAGCUGGUAGAAACGAAAAUUAAUCAAAUGAGAGCUCUCCAUGAAGCAAAUUUGGUGCGAGAAAAUGAAAAGAAACGUUCGCUAGAAGGGAAAUGUUAUGAUCUGAAAUGCCGUCUGUGUGGUGCAUUUAUAUGUAAAAGUAGUAGUAUGCGCAUUGCAUGCGAUAGCCAAUAUGUUUGCUGCGAUCCAACUAUUUGGGAACGGAUUAAUGCUCGUGUUCACAGUGCAAAGUCAUUGGCAAUUGCAACGCUAGUUGGUAAACCCCACUGUAAAGGUAACAAUGAAUCAGACUGUAAUGAAGUGCUGGGUACGAUUGUCAAAUUAUAUGGCGCCUUCUUGCCAACGAUAGCAGCAAAAGCGAUAAUAGUUGAUGAUAGCGAAGGAUUAUCCGGUCGACCACAAUGUGAAAAAAAGUGGGACUCUAUAACGGCGGAUAAGUUUUGUGUUGAACCAAUCACUGAGUCCGAUCUUAAAGUGAUGUUGAAUUCGCUGUACAACUACUCACGACAGCAGCAUCUUCAAUUUGAAGCCGAAGCAGGACUUGCUGUUAAGCGUGCUCUCACUGAAAUGAAAAAAGAAAAGCGACCUUUCGCAAUCCAGGAAUAAACCCUAUUCUACAAGAUAUUUUCCCGUAUUUGUUCGUCCCUCCAACUUUGUUGCUUUAUUUAACUUCCAACCGGAGCUUUGUCAAUUCGAAACAAAUGUAAUCCACUGUAAAUUUAGAAUGUGACUGCACCAUUCCCUUUCAGUGCCUUUCUCCUUGAAGUCGAUUAUGCUUUACUUUGACAGAUCUCUACAAAUCUCUACAUACCGUC